This is a messenger RNA of Vigna umbellata (rice bean), 2824 nucleotides long. RefSeq names its product serine/threonine-protein kinase D6PKL1-like. Gene Ontology annotation, biological process: protein phosphorylation. Lineage: Eukaryota; Viridiplantae; Streptophyta; Magnoliopsida; Fabales; Fabaceae. Gene Ontology annotation, molecular function: protein kinase activity; ATP binding. The record is from RefSeq and is a predicted model, not a curated record.
CAGCAACACUUUAUAGAGUGUGAGAGAGAAUUCUUUCUUCUUCAAUCACCAUUUUCCAGUUUUAGAGAGAGAGAGAGAGAGUUGGUGUUAGGUUUGUGGUGGAAGGAAAUAGGAAGAGGGUGUGUUUGAUGUGGUUGUUAUUAUUGGCUUUGAAGUAGUGGGAACAAAGAGAAACAGCUCCAUUAUAAUAUUACACAGUUUUCUCUUUCAUUUCAAUGCUGGGGGCUUGGUAACUGGAAGUGUUGGUGUGAUGUUAUGUGAUAUUGUGACAUGGAGAGGGUUGCUGAGCCGAAGUUACUUCCACGGAACUUGCCUAUCCUUGUUGAGGUAUCGAAAGCACACACAUCUGCUGCAAGAGAGCCGGGUCAGAGACAUAAUCGGCAGGAGGUUUCUGGUGCUGCUGGGAUUUCACUCAGAGAAGUGAAUCAAUUGUCCAAAACAAGGGAUGUGCAUGUCCCUCUUUCACAUCUGGCCUCAAUUAGAGAAGUGGCCCAGUUAACCAAUGCACGAAUAUAUUUGGUACAAGAAGAUAUGGGAUUUGAUGGUCGAUCCUCUGAGGAGUCCCUCACCUUUGAGCCCACCAUGACAUGGAAGGGAAAGGGCUCCUCGCCAGAAGCUGAGGAGUUUGUGCCUGAUGGUGAUACAUUGAAGGAAAGCAGCUAUUCAUUUGAGGAUGGUGGUCCAAGUUUAUUUGCUGGUGCUAGUCAUCCCCCUGAGCCUGUUGAUACAGAUCUUAUGAGAACCGUUUAUGUACCGAUAGGUCAAAACAAAUCGGAGGCUGGUUGCUUGAUCAAGAGCCUGCCCACAAAGGGCCCUUUUUUGGAAGAUCUCUCAAUUCGUGUUCCUGCAAAGAAACCAAAUCCAGCUGUUCUUACCCCUGAGCAAAGUCUGGUUGAAGAAAUAAAUGGCAUAGGGAACUUGGCAUUUCUGGGUCCUCGGGCAUCACAGAAUACUGAGAACUCUCUCCUACCUCCUGAUGCUGAGGAAAAAGAAUGUGUUUGGGACGCUUCUUUGCCUCCAAGUGGCAAUGUCAGUCCACUCAGCAGUAUUGAUAGUACUGGUGUUGUCACUGCGAUGAGCAUUGUUAAUAGUUGUGCUAGUACAUAUCGGAGUGAUGCAAUGACUAGUGAUGGCAUGCUUAGUUUAGAUAGAAACUGUGAUAGUACUAAAGGGAGUGUAAGGGGGGAUUCACUGGAGAGUGCAAAAACUAGUGCUAGCCGGGCAAGUGAUAGCAGUGGCCUCAGCGAUGACAGCAACUGGAGCAACAUAACUGGUAGUGCCAAUAAGCCUCACAAAGGAAAUGAUCCUAGGUGGAAGGCUAUUCUUGCCAUCCGAUUGCGGGAUGGAAUUCUGGGCAUGAGUCAUUUUAGAUUACUCAAACGUCUAGGAUGUGGUGACAUUGGAAGUGUAUAUCUUUCAGAACUGAGUGGAACUCGGUGUUAUUUUGCAAUGAAAGUUAUGGAUAAGGCAUCCCUUGCAAGCAGAAAGAAGCUGACUAGAGCACAGACAGAGAGGGAGAUAUUGCAGUUGCUGGACCAUCCAUUUCUACCAACUUUGUAUACUCAUUUUGAGACUGACAGAUUCUCGUGUUUGGUGAUGGAAUAUUGUCCAGGCGGUGAUCUGCACACUUUAAGGCAGCGGCAACCUGGGAAACAUUUCUCAGAAUAUGCAGCACGCUUUUAUGCUGCGGAGGUCUUGCUUGCUCUUGAAUAUCUUCACAUGCUUGGAGUGGUUUACAGAGACCUUAAACCCGAAAAUGUGUUGGUUCGAGAUGAUGGUCACAUUAUGCUAUCAGAUUUUGAUCUUUCCCUCAGAUGUGCCGUGUCACCUACUCUUAUUAGAUCAUCCUAUGACGGCGAUCCUUCUAAACGGGCUGGUGGUGCAUUUUGUGUGCAACCUGCAUGCAUUGAGCCAUCAUCAGUGUGCAUCCAACCUGCAUGUUUUAUUCCUCGGUUGUUUCCUCAGAAAAACAAGAAGCUAAGGAAGCCAAGAGCUGAUCCUGGAUUGCCAUCCAGCACCCUUCCAGAGCUUGUUGCGGAGCCUACUGCAGCUCGAUCCAUGUCCUUUGUUGGCACUCAUGAGUACCUUGCCCCAGAAAUUAUCAAAGGAGAAGGUCAUGGAAGUGCAGUUGAUUGGUGGACUUUUGGAAUUUUCUUGCAUGAGCUGUUAUAUGGUAAAACCCCUUUCAAAGGGUCAGGAAACCGUGCUACACUUUUCAAUGUAGUAGGCCAGCAGCUCAGGUUUCCCGAAUCACCUGCAACCAGUUAUGCCAGCAGGGAUCUGAUCCGUGGCUUGCUAGUGAAGGAGCCACAGCAUCGUCUAGGGGUUAAAAGGGGUGCAACAGAGAUCAAGCAGCACCCAUUCUUUGAAGGCGUGAACUGGGCAUUGAUUAGGUGUAGCACUCCGCCAGAAGUGCCGAGACCGGUGGAAAAUGAACUACCAGGGAAGGUUGGACCAGCUGAUAAUGCUGUUGGGCUUGGCAGCACUAGUAAGAGGAUAGUUGGUACUACUACUGACAACAUGAAGUCUGGGGGUAAAUAUCUGGACUUUGAGUUCUUUUAGUUCGGAUUCCUCAAUCUGCUUUUUAUUGUAUUCUCAAUUCUUAGUCAUUUCCAUGGGUGCUGCCCAGCAUUACCAUGUUAUUUCAGCUUACCUUUGGUUCCUUGUAGUAAAAGUCCAUUUCAGUUGGAAAUAUGAUACCCCAAGUUUAGAUUAGGUUCUUCACUAGUUCGCCUUGUCUGAUCCCUCAAUUCUUAUGCAUAAUCCAUAAUGUAGUGUUUCUAUACAGAAUUUAAAUACUUAUGAAAAUUUAUAAUCCUUUUCA